Molecule: messenger RNA, 5964 nt
Organism: Ixodes scapularis (black-legged tick)
Lineage: Eukaryota; Metazoa; Arthropoda; Arachnida; Ixodida; Ixodidae
Product: serine/threonine-protein kinase BRSK2
Exons: 18
Coding region: 99-2204 (701 amino acids)
Biological process (GO): protein phosphorylation; intracellular signal transduction; microtubule cytoskeleton organization
Cellular component (GO): cytoplasm
Molecular function (GO): tau-protein kinase activity; ATP binding; protein serine/threonine kinase activity
Source: RefSeq, a predicted model, not a curated record
GCUCGGCCGCCGCGGCCGCCGACUCGCACCACUUCCAGUACGUCGGGCCGUACCGGCUGGAGAAGACGCUGGGCAAAGGGCAGACCGGACUCGUCAAGAUGGGGAUCCAUUGCGUGGCGGGACGCAAGGUGGCCGUGAAAAUCAUCAAUCGUGAGAAACUCAGCGAGUCUGUGCUACAAAAGGUCGAAAGGGAAAUCGCAAUCAUGAAGCUCAUCGAACACCCUCACGUCCUGGGACUAUACGACGUCUACGAAAACAAGAAAUAUCUCUAUCUGAUCCUCGAACACGUGUCCGGCGGAGAACUCUUUGACUACCUGGUGAAGAAAGGACGACUCACACCCAAGGAAGCACGGAGGUUCUUCCGGCAGAUCAUCUCAGCCCUGGACUUCUGCCACAGCCACUCCAUAUGUCACAGGGACCUGAAGCCAGAGAACCUCCUGCUGGACGAAAAAAACAACAUCCGGAUAGCGGACUUCGGAAUGGCCUCCCUACAGAUGGAGGGCUCCAUGCUCGAGACUUCCUGCGGCUCUCCGCACUACGCCUGCCCAGAAGUUAUUCGGGGAGAAAAAUACGACGGACGACGAGCCGAUGUAUGGAGUUGUGGAGUCAUUCUCUACGCUCUACUAGUGGGUGCCUUACCGUUCGACGACGACAACCUUCGCCAGCUUCUCGAGAAGGUGAAGCGAGGCGUGUUCCACAUCCCACACUUCGUGCCACCCGAGUGCCAAGACCUCCUCCGGGGAAUGAUUGAAGUGAACCCGGAGAAGAGACUCACGCUGGCCGACGUGACGAAGCAUGCUUGGGUUACAGCCGGAAGCAAGACAGAGCUGGAGUUGGAGCUGCCCAUGAGGGAAGUUGUGCAGACCCACAUCAUUCCCUGCGUGGACGACAUCGACCCGGAUGUCUUGUCGAACAUGACUUCUCUAGGAUGUUUCAAGGACAAGGAGAGACUGGUCAAGGAAUUGCUCAGUACGACCCACAACACGGAGAAAGUGAUCUACUUCCUGCUGCUUGACCGGAAGCGCCGGAAACCCUCGUACGAAGACGAGACCGAGAUCAUUAUCCGUAGCCGGUCCGAAUCGGGUAAGGAAAAUAGACCUGACCCACCACGGAAAAGAGUGGAUACGUGUCAAGUCAACGGAAGAGCGGGUCCCAGAUAUUCCUUCGACAUGUUGAGCGACGGAUCUCCGAUCACGCCGCGGAGGUACCCGUACGGCAUGCGUCGCGGCAGCGGCGCCGGCGGCCUGCAUCCGGGCAGCGGCAUCCCGAGUCCCGCGGUGUCCCCGCUCAACUCGCCCAGGCCUUCUCCGCGCGGCGCCACGACCCCGGACGAGAGCCCCCUCAACACGCCGCCGGGCUCCCCGUCCCUGAGCCAGCCCUACUGGCGCUCGCGGCUCCACACCAUCAAGAACAGCUUCCUGGGAAGUCCGCGCUUCCACAGGAGGAAGAUGCAGAUGCCAUCCGCGUCAGACGAAGUCAGCCUAACCCCCGACUCGUCGCCAGAGCUCUCGAAACGCUCCUGGUUCGGCGGCCUGAUGACCAACGAGAGAGAAGAGAGCCAUGUGAUACUGGUGAAGGACCGUCCUCUAAGUUCCGUCAAGGCCGAUCUCAUUCACGCCUUUCUGUCGAUCGCCGACCUGAGCCACAGCGUGGUGUCUCCGAUGUCCUUCCGAGUGGAGUACAAGCGACCCAGCAGUACGACAAUGUUCCAGAGGAACGUCCGCUUUCACGUCGACAUCAGCAUCGUCGGCGACGGAAGCCCCAAUGGCGGAGGUGCCCUGGACAACAAACCGGCCGUCUACUGCAUCAGCUUUACGCUGAUUUCGGGUCCCAUCCGGAGGUUCCGUCGCAUCUGCGAGCACAUCCAGGCCCAGAUACUGGGCCGACGGCCCGGGAGCCACUCGCCCCGCUUCAGCCGGCGACCCCCGACGUCGGAACUGAGCGACAGCUCUUCCUGCGGCUCGGAGUCUCUGUCGCCGACCCAGGCGGCAGACGACCUGGCACACACGCUGGCCUCCGCCGGACAGCCCAUGGCGCGCUGCAAGUCCGACCAGGAAGCCGCCUGCGACAUCUUUGAGCGAGAGGCCAAGGCGGCGGCCGCGGCGGCCGCGGCUUGCCACCGCCGCGUGGUCAUCGACAGCCAGUCCAUCGCCAACGGUCGAAGGCUCAGCUACGACCUCAAGGGUUCCAGGGACAAGGUCUGACCCCACCGGCCGUGAGCUACGAGGUGUCUCUUUUCCGUCGGCCCCUUUGGGGGGUCGGAGCGACGCAUCCGCGAACAACGUGCGCGUCCGCUCGAGGCUGAGCGUAGGGCCCCUGCCGGAUGGUUUGAAGGACUCCCGGAAGCUAUCACUGCUAUUCUUUCCCCGCGUGUCGGAGAGACAGUGAAGAAAACCGUCUUCAUCCUUGGAGACAAGUUGGGCGCUUUGUUACUAGUCUUCGAGGGCAAGAUUACAUCUGCUCCAAGGCAACAUCCCACACACCGAAGCGUUUGGGACUCGUCGACCAAAAAAAAAAAUGGACUGCUGUGUACUUAAAUUUAGUCUCCUGCAUGGAUCACCGCCGCGAUGGAAGUGGCUGGUUUUGUUUGGUUCUGUUUUAAGAGUGGAGCACGGGAUGACUGAUUUCACACGCCUCGAGCAAAAUAACUAGGUGGUUCAAGGAAAGACACCACUCGGUGAGAGGCUUCCACAGAGAAGUACGCGCCUAGGUCAGUUCAACUACCCAAAGUUUCAGCUGUCGCAGUAGUGACGCAAGCCGCCUAUACUUCAAUGAAAGCAUUCCUCUCGAAUUUCCCCUAGGAUAACGAAAAAGAGUCAUACUCACAGUGAGAAAGGUUAGAUCCGAAAGAGUGGAAUGCAGCACGAUCCUAAGCUUGUCAUGGACAGAGGGUCAUGGGUUGAGGCAAGAAACCGAUGCUACGACGUAGACGUGCGAUGGUUCUGACACUACCCCAUGAUCGUUUGUUCCGCGUGAGUGACCGCGAAACCCGUCUUCAAGUCUCGAAAGGCUCACAUAACUUAUGUAAGCAGUUGUCCAAGCAUAGUGCUAUGUGUGUACUCGCGAAUCAAACCGCUCAGUGUCUACGCCCUUGGCAAGCUAAGAGGCCACGAAAGACGUAUCUCAUGAUCCUGUGGGCCUCUUGGACAGGAACCGCAAGUACCCCAAGUCCCAUAGCCGUUGUAAACCCGCCAAACCGCUCCGACAACCCCGCUCUGGUCGGAGCGCGCUCUCCGCAUGCCAGCCCCGUCUGCGAUUCCCGUAUAGUGUUAAACAUGGAUCCCCAAAACCUCAGCUUUCGAUAUCUUCGAUCAUUUCCGGAGUCCUGUUCGUCUUCGUCAUGCUGCCCCGUCCUUCCAACGACGUGGACACAACGAGCAGAGAACCACACCAAGCUCUCCUUCAGUGAUCAUCUUCUGGAUUGGUUACUUCAUGAGCGAGAACAGUCGGCCAUGGCUGGAAUAAUUUGAAACCAUCGUUGCCAGGCCGUAUCUUCACGUGAUACAUGUAAAUGCAUCUAAGCUAAACAAAACAUGCCCGUCAGUCACUAAACCGAACGAUCCAUAACAAUGUUCAAGAACCCUCAAUGCUGCAAACGUAUUAAGUCACUUCUCUUAACAUAAAGGAACCAGAUACGUUAGUCAUCACCAAUCAUUGUGGAUGAGCCGUUACUGUGGAAACUAAUGUAUUUGGAGGCUAAAAUUGUGAAUUUCGAAAACCCUUAGUCAAGAGAAUUCGGACGCCCUACCUCUUUCUAUUUUCCCUUUGGUUGGUCUUUCUUCUAAAUAUAGUAAACUGUGCAUCCUCCAAUCGGAGCUCACCUUCGUGUCUCGUUAGCCUUAUUGGUUAGGGUUCGUCCUCUUAUUUUCCACAUUGCUUUCUAUAAUCAACACAAAAGUGGCAGUGAACAAAACUAAGUAUAUUUUGCGGAUUUUAGGAAUCGAAACUGCAUUGCAUUGUUACUUAUUGUACUAUUACGCAUAAUCGCGAGAAUGCAUAAGGAUGAGAUGGCUGCACAUUUUAUGUCGCCCCCUUUCAAGGAGUUUGACGGGCAAUACUUAAACCGACUACAAUGGGGAAAUACUUUCACGCUCUUAAUACGUGCAAUGGCUUCCGAAUCAAAAUCUCGAUACACCGAGUCACUCCGGUCAUUCAAAUGCGAACUUGUACAAAUUGAGAAGAAAACUUCAGACACGAAGAAAACAUAUCCACCAACACGUACUCUACGCAUUGAUUUUGUUAUCACCCGCAACUUCCAACGUUGCACCACAGGACAAAUAGAACGGGUGGCUCAUGUUAAAACAGGAACUGAAGAAGCGUUCAUGAGAGUUUGCACCUCAUGUUUCCACGUCUUUUCAUUACGAGACAGAUUAUAUAUUUUUAAAUUCGGGCUAUUUUGUGUUACCGCCAAGCUUCUUUGCUGCGACAUCUUGGAUGAGAACGGUGCGCACAUUACGUGCAUGUAGUUGUGACCGCGUUCGUCAACUUUUAGUCCGAAAUGAUGCUUGACCUUUACGGUCUAAGUUAUAAUUUUGACGGCCGGCCAUGUGCAAUAGAAGUUCGGCGCGAAAGGCUCGUCCUAUGGGCGAUCUGGAUAAGCUGACCUUUUCAAGACAUCGCUCCUAAACGUUCAAUUAUAUUUUGUAUAUAUAUUUCACAUAAAUGUAUGUAUAGAGGUGUACAAAGCAUGCAAAUUGAGCUCGUGUUUGGUAGUCUGUUAUUUUAAAGGGCCUUCAUGCAGAGGUCAAAACAUUUGCUUCCUUUUUUUUUCGCUGCCAAGCUUGCAAUAUUAUUUUUGUUAUACUCAAGUACAGCCGAUAACGUAGGAGGGUGUCCAUGUCGUAUCAGAAAUCUCCAAUUUGGACGACUCUUUCUAUAAGCCCACCCAUAUGUUUCAUGGUCGAGAGGGCGCGGUGAAGUUUCUGUUUCAUUUUAUUUUUUUAAUUUUUGGGACGUGGUAAGGAAACUGUUUGAGAGGGACCUCCAUUGUUGAUUGAGCCCAUAGUGUUUCUGCUGCUUAGCAGUUCUGCUAAUAUUUGAUACAUGCCGCUAGGGGUUCACUUUUGUGAGAUAUUUACGAGUCUUGAUUUGAAAAAAAAAAAUUGAAAGUGACAGGGCAAAUCGCGGAUGUCAUACCUAUAGACGUAUUUCUUAGUUCUAUUUAAUUAUUUCUCGUACAAAUUAAUUGAGACAAUUGUCCCCAAACCUGCACCACAACACAACAAGAAUAUAAACUUGACAUGUCAGUCCUACUGCGCAAAUUUGACUGUUUAAAAGAGCCGUAGUAUUUCGUUCGAAACCUGAAGAGUCUCGCUGUAAUUUUAUCCAGAUUUUACGCGAUUUAUCACACGUUCAGUAUCGACAACCGCUGAACGAGCGCGUGUGCCGCAACCUCGGAUCGUGAAGUCUGGAAUUCGAACCAUAUUGUUUUCUCUAAUUUAAUAAAUGAUCGGUUUUCAAGCGAAGACAAGAUGUUUUGCCGCCAGUUUGUUUUGGAGUGGUUCAAGAGGAAGGACGGGUCAGAAACAGAGAAAAGGAAAGAGAGCAUUGAAAAGAGAGAGAGAGAGAGAGUGGUCGACGUUUGGUAUGCACAAGCCCAAUACAGGACUCGGAAAGUUUGAGAGCGAACGUUUGUAGACAAAGCUCUGUUGCGAACUUUGCGUUUGAAGAAGGAACAGCGCACAAGAUGAACGCUUCGUUGGCGCUGCGUUCCGUUUCUUCAGGUCUAGAAGCCUUAAACAAACUCGUAGGUGUAGCCAAUGCAACAGCGAUUUGCCCCUACUCCUCGUCAUCAUGCUUCUUUUUUUUUUCUUUGCUUUUUUUCUCGCGCUGCUUGCGCCACUAGCUCGAACGAACUGCUAACUUUAAUUUGUGUUGUUGCUCGAGUGAGAAAAAAAAAUACACACAUCGCACCGAAGGUUGUAUACUAGGUAUACGAGUGUUUCUUAUUAAACCUGUAUAUAA